This is a messenger RNA of Protobothrops mucrosquamatus (brown spotted pit viper), 1007 nucleotides long. It is a transcript of the gene CHRAC1, whose product is annotated as chromatin accessibility complex subunit 1. Gene Ontology annotation, molecular function: protein heterodimerization activity. The transcript is spliced from 3 exons. The record is from RefSeq and is a predicted model, not a curated record. Gene Ontology annotation, cellular component: nucleus; CHRAC. Lineage: Eukaryota; Metazoa; Chordata; Lepidosauria; Squamata; Viperidae. The coding region runs from base 30 to 425 and encodes 131 amino acids.
CAUGUGUCCCUGAUCUGAGGUAACCGAAGAUGGCGUCGCGGUGGAGCGGAGCUUCUGGCGGGGGCGAGAACCGGUUGGUGUCGCUGCCUCUGUCGCGGACCCGGGUGAUAAUGAAGAGCUCGCCCGAAGUCUCGAGCAUCAACCCGGAUGCGAUUUUCCUCACCGCCAAGGCCACGGAGCUGUUUGUUCAGUACUUGGCUACUUACGCUUACAAGCAUGGCGAGGGCAACGAGCACAAAACCCUAACAUAUACUGACCUGUCACAAGCAGUAGAGAACUCCGAUACUUUCCAGUUCCUUGCAGAUAUUGUGCCCAAGAAAAUCUUGGCAAGCAAAUACCUAAAGAUGCUUGAAAAAGAAAAAGAAGGAAAAGUGGUAAAGGAGGAGGAGGAAGAAGAGGAAAGUGAGGCUGAAGGAGCAUCUUGACAGCACAGCUUGUUGAUUUGUGACCUUCUUGUAUGUGAGCACUCUUUAAUGAUUUGUGGUCAGCUGAAUUGUCACAUCCUUGAACCAGUGAACUUCCAGAGUUAAAAUUGCCAUCUUGUGUACAAUUACCCUGCAGAGUAUGGCAAAGACUUCCAAGUGGGGCUGAACAUAUUUGCAGAAAAACCCUUGUUUUUCAUCGUCAGCUUAUAUACAUAAUAUAGAUGAGUGCUUAUAAUAUACCGAAACAUCGGGGUUAACCAAAUCCUGUAUUUUCAAUACAGAAUCAAUCAUCUUCAUUGCUCACAUUGGGCAAAAUCUAAAAGCGGGUAAUUCCGUUUACAUGCCAAUAUUAAUGUUUCAGUGUAAGUUGGUAAAAAAAUAGUCUAAGAGCGAUCUGUUUAUACGAAUAGUUGUAUAUAAGCUACCCUAGGAUCUGUUGGUGUUCAAAUUGUCCAUGUUGAAAACAAAAAAAAUAAUUUAUUUUCAAUGUCAUCAGUUCCUAUGUACAGUCAUGUUACACCGAUGUAAAUAAAAUCCUGCAGUUUUGCAUGAAUACACAUAUUGGGAAAUUUGAAAAAAAAA